Molecule: messenger RNA, 638 nt
Organism: Rotaria sp. Silwood2
Lineage: Eukaryota; Metazoa; Rotifera; Eurotatoria; Philodinida; Philodinidae
Source: the annotation of a GenBank genome assembly
AUGACCACUAUUACAUUUGCUGUAGCUACUAUCAAUAUAUGUACUACAAGACAUACUGAAACUCAACAACUAUCGGAAGCUGAUUUGGCUCGAUGGGCAUUAAAAGAUGAAAAAUUAUCACUCGAAAAUUUUCAAAUCAAUUACCCUUUAGUUGCUGAACUUAAUUGUCAUAAUUAUCGAAUUAAAAAUGCUUUUGUCGGUGCUAUUUAUACAGCUUAUUGUGAUCAUUAUCCACUUGAAUUAAGUGUCGAAGACAUUUGGGUUGCUAUUGCACAAGGUGUUGGAAUUCAUCUCAAUCAAAAUGCUGAAAAAUAUCGACAUUUAAUGGUGUCACAUGAAGGACAAAAAGAAUUAAUAUUGAACGUUAACAGUCUUCGAAUACCAGAUUCUGAUCGACCAAAAUAUGGUAAUAAAUCUGUACCUGCUAUUGAUUGGUCAAGAACUGUUCGAUUGAUCUGUGGAUUGAUUAAAGAUGAUAUAAAAACAGAUAUGGCUACACUUUUGACAACUCCUUUUUCGAGUACAACACCAGUUGAACAAGCUGUUUUUGAUUGUACAUUGAUGGAUACUGUCAAAGCUUAUUACAAAUACCGAUGCUGUUUAGAAUGUGGUAUUCCUGAAGUAACAUUACGUGGUUC